Messenger RNA from Paramacrobiotus metropolitanus, 1195 nucleotides. RefSeq lists its product as uncharacterized. Bases 48 to 1031 code for a protein of 327 amino acids. Lineage: Eukaryota; Metazoa; Tardigrada; Eutardigrada; Parachela; Macrobiotidae. The transcript is spliced from 2 exons. The record is from RefSeq and is a predicted model, not a curated record.
CGACGCAUAAGAGCGCAUUACAUUUAUAUGCAGACGUUUGUGACUGAAUGCUUAUUUCGAAUUGCUCUCUUUACAGUACAAGUAUCAAAAACAGGCCUUCGUCGAUCUCAACGGCAAUAUCUGUAUUCGCGUCCUUUAACAUUGUGUCGGAUACUAUAUGCUUAUACAUUCUUUCGCAGUGGAAAAACCCUGUACCGGCUGCCGUGACCGCAAACGUCGCUACCUGCGUUUUACAGUUGAUAUACGGGAUUACGUUACUGAGCAUUAGCGCCGUUACUAUCUUCUACGAUAACGCUAACACGCCCACCUGGAUUUCUUAUGUUUUCCCCAUCGCAGCAACAUUUCUUCAAACUUGCUAUAGUACUUCGCUGCUAUGCGCCAUCACCGAUCGAUGGAUCAGCAUAGAAUUUCCUGUGUUUUAUACCAGACAUAUUUCUCAUCGCUUCGUAAUUCUUGCUAACAUAAUAAACAUUGCAUUUAAUUUGACUGCGUGUGCGAUAAUGUUUUCAGCUGGUCGAAAUGAAUUAGAUUUUUCUUCGGGAAUGGGUUUAAUGAUUGUCUGCUUACGUGAACCGUGGUGGAUUGGCUACAACGCGGUAUAUUACGGUUCCAGUUCUUUUCUAACCUUGACCUUUCCGCUUCGUGUUCUCGUACUGGCGGCACAAGCGCGUCGUAAACGGAACUUCAGCGAUAAAAAUACUGCAGCUUCAAUCCUUAAAUCUACAAGUGUACGGGCAAUAGUGGUGGAAGCGAUUACCGCAUCCAUACGUUUUCUUAUCAUGAUUGUUCUGAACAUGAGUUUUCCGACAAUGGUGGCAUUAUGGUAUAUUGUAACCGGCAUCGGUUAUUUGACUCAAGAGCAACAUUUGAUUCUCAUGUACUGCUCUAUGGUCAAGAAUGUUCUUAUUAUCGCGGUCUUGUUCCUCAUAUAUCCUCCGUUUCGCAAAAUAUCAUGGAAUGUCUGCACUCGAAUUUAUGGUGCCCUGGACAAACAUUUGCCAUUGCUCUUCCAAACCAAAAAAGGAACGUAACUCUGUUUAAACGUUUGGAGCAACGCAUAUAAUCGACCUUUGCCGUAAUUUUGUUUUGGGCUUUGAUUUCCAUGGAUGUAUUACGUAGUGCUGUCUCAUGUUUUCUCAUUUGUUACAUGGUUUAUUUGUGUGUUCUUUCGUUAUAAAGUAUAUACUCCGUACAU